Stereum hirsutum FP-91666 SS1 is the source of this 240-nucleotide messenger RNA. RefSeq lists its product as uncharacterized. NCBI's taxonomy places the organism in Eukaryota, Fungi, Basidiomycota, Agaricomycetes, Russulales, Stereaceae. The coding region runs from base 1 to 240 and encodes 79 amino acids. The transcript has 3 exons. The record is from RefSeq and is a predicted model, not a curated record.
AUGCAGUUCUCCUACCUCGUCUCCGCUUUUGCAUCCAUCGUCAUACUCGCCGCUACGGCGAAAGCUCAGGACAUACCGUCCGAUCCAUUCGUCGCCUGUAUAGAUCUCAAAGAAGGCGACGCAUGCAUGUACAAUUUGUGUCCUCCGAACGAGCAAGUAACCUGUCAGGCGAUUGAAGAUGGAUUCUGCAAGUACAAUGACAUCGGUAUCUUGUACUGUGACCCUGCGAUCGAUGUUUAA